This is a messenger RNA of Radiomyces spectabilis, 2046 nucleotides long. RefSeq names its product coth protein-domain-containing protein. The transcript is spliced from 7 exons. Bases 126 to 1799 code for a protein of 557 amino acids. NCBI's taxonomy places the organism in Eukaryota, Fungi, Mucoromycota, Mucoromycetes, Mucorales, Radiomycetaceae. The record is from RefSeq and is a predicted model, not a curated record.
CACGUUGCGGAAAAAGCGGACAAUUUUUCUCUUAUUGAGGCAGUUGUUCUUUUUCUUCUUGAUUUCUCUAUUAUUUUUAUUAUUAUUGUUUGGCUUUCUUGUAUUUUCAUUUCUUUUUCCUUUCCAUGCAUUGGCAUCUCUUGGUUCUUCUUGGGACAUUGCUUUCCACAGCUGUCCAGGCACACCAAGUCAUCUAUCAAGUGGUGGCGAACCCACCACCGAAUGCUAGUGUAGGUGUAGCCAUUGGUGAAUAUGUCUACGGUCUCAAGGCAGACUCGGAUAUCCCGAUGCUGUAUCAUGGUCCUGGCCCCAACAAUGAGCCCUAUCGUUACGUAGUCUACGAUGGAACGAACCAACUUCUCGAUUUUGAAAGUUUUGAACGUCCCGCCAUUCAACAUGCUGAACGCACAUUCAAUGAAGUGUACAAUCGGCCAUGGAACAAGCUGAAAUUGACCGAAUUACCACAACUGUACAACUUUAGCUCGUAUAGCAAGAAUGCCGAUCCAGGAGCCAGUAAACUGUUUGAUGAAGGCACAAUUGCGACGCUGCAUUUCCAAGCGCCCAACGACGAGUUGCAUAACAUGCAUACGAACAAAAUCCAAAAAAUCAAGGUCACUGGAACGUUAACGUACAUCAACUAUGAUAACAUCCAACAAAUCGAGGAUGUAGAAAUCAAGAUUGGUGGCCAUUCGAGUCGCGGAUGGGCCAAAGUACCAUACAAAAUCAAGAUUCCCAGCACCGCCGAAGAUGGCUUGCAUCGUCGUUGGGAGCUUAAACUACGCUCGGAAGCCACGGAUCCUACCAUGAUGCGAGAAAAAAUUUACAGUGAUUUGUUAAAAUCCACUGGUGUCUUGGCCGCGCGUGGGGCCUAUGUUCGGGUGUACAUGAACGACACGCCCAUAGGACUUUAUCUUUUGAUGGACGAUGCAGGAUCGGAAAGCUAUAUUCGCGAAACCAUCCACGACGGGGAUCCAUCGGUGACCCUUGGCGCCAUGAUUCAAGGCGAUGCUGGUAAAGGCGAGUAUUCUGCCAGUUUUGAAUUCGAAGGAUUCGAUGAAAGUCUGUAUGACGAACGCGUCUACGAUGUCAAAACCGAGGGACCGGAAGGCGAGGGCACCGCCAUGAAGUUCUUGUUGCAAUUCAUGGAUUUCAUCAACCAGUAUGAGCCGAGUGAACAACCCAACGACGUUCAAGCACUCAACGUCUGGCAACCAAAAAUUGACAUGGUACGCUAUGUUCGACAAAUGGCCUUGGAAUGGAUAGGUGGUAGUUGGGAUGCCGUGAUUUACUCUGGAAACAAUUUCAUGUUGUAUCGCCAUCCGCAGACGAAGCAAUUUAUCAUGGUACCCAUGGAUUUCGACUACACCUUUGGCAACGGUCUCGAAGCCGAUCAGCGUUAUAUAAUGACAGGCACUUGGCAAGAGUUUACUUCAAACCGUAAACCGCAUUCUUAUCUUUGGGAAAAGGUCAAAGCCACCGCUUUCCUGGAGGCUCUCUACGAGCAAACUCUCAAAGAAAUCAAUGAUCAACUAACGAAUCCCGAUGUCUUGCUGAAACGUAUUGACAGCAUGGUGUACUUUUUGCAACAUGAUGUCGCAUGGGAUCGCAGUCUCGAUAAAAUGACGGCAGGCCUGGUUAAGCCGUGGACAACCGAUGAUUUCGUAAAGUCACUCAAUCAAGGCCUUGGCGAGACGGACAACCUCGUGGGUCUGGAAGAGUGGAUCAAACUAAAAUAUAACUCCACCAACACCUAUUUUGCUGCCAAAACCGAUGAAGCGCAGGGUCAAGUUGCACAGUAACCGCCACCUUUUGUCGCUCUUCUAAAAAAUCAUGCCACUUGUCCCCGCGAGAAUGUUUUUUUCUCGGCAUUCCGGCCCAAUUCACCAUUGGCCUCCUUUUCUUUUAUUUUGGUUUUUUUUCUUUCUCUCCAUCUAUCUUUUUUUUUAUAAAAUGUUGUUAGAAACGGUACGAGAGAUUUAUAAACUCUCUUUAUCUACCCCAUCCCUAGUUCAUGUUUGGCCAUUGGUUACUGUAAGCCACCGUUGU